UAGGGCCCAUAAUGUAACACAAAUAGAAAAAUGACCAUUUCAAGUUCAUGAAAGCUGUAUCUUUCCUAUCUCACGCUCCACUAUAUAGCCUAACACACUGUCAAGUAGACAAACUGUUUAUGGUUGGAAACCUAGAAACAUUAUUUUUAUUUCGUAUAAUUACCGCAGGGCAAGAUCAUAAAACACAAUAGCGGUAAAGGUGUGGACUAUUAAUGCAAACAAGUUUUUCUAUUUAAUUCAGCUUUCUUCUGGAAAGCUGCAGUCCCAGACUUUUCUGUUCUGCUCCUCUAUGAAAGAUCGCUUCUGUGGAGAUCCUCUGAAAGCCUCGGGAGUUCUGGGGGUGGGGCUGAUCUGAGUAUAUACAGUAUAUUUAUCUGAUUCAGAAACGCUUCAUUCUUCACGUAAUCUUCAAACGUCUUCAUCCAGUGCGACACGCGCGGGACACGACUGCAAUAAAUACACCGGCGUUGAGCUUCUCACAUCCAGCAUAGAGACCUACUGCUCCACACCGGGUAAAGAUGCCACACCCACCAACCCAUUGACCUCGGAAAGAGUCUAUAACAUCCCCAUUAAUCAUCCAAGAUGAACACCUCGGAGCUCACCACCCUGUCUCUCUUGGCCUUCUCCAUCAACUCCAGCUCUGUCCCUUACCCGUUCAAUGCCACUGAGACCCCAUCCCACACGAAGCCGAAAGCAUGCGAGCAGCUCAACAUCGCCACCGAGGUGUUCCUCAUCCUUGGUAUCGUGAGCCUUCUGGAAAACAUCUUGGUCAUCUGUGCCAUCGUGAAAAACAAAAACUUGCACUCGCCCAUGUACUUCUUCGUGUGCAGCCUGGCUGUGGCCGACAUGCUGGUGAGCGUCUCCAACGCCUGGGAAACCAUCGUCAUCUACUUGCUCACCAACCGACAGCUGGUGGUGGAAGACCACUUCAUCAGACAGAUGGACAACGUCUUUGACUCAAUGAUCUGCAUUUCUGUGGUAGCAUCCAUGUGCAGCCUUUUGGCUAUAGCUGUGGAUCGCUAUGUUACCAUUUUCUACGCUUUGCGGUACCACAACAUCAUGACAGUGCGACGGGCAGCCCUAAUCAUCGGAGGCAUAUGGACCUUCUGCACAGGCUGUGGCAUUGUCUUCAUCAUCUAUUCUGACAAUACAUCCGUCAUUGUGUGUUUGGUCUCCAUGUUCUUCAUCAUGCUGGCGCUCAUGGCUUCUCUCUACAGUCACAUGUUCAUGUUGGCCCGAUCUCACGUCAAGCGCAUCGCUGCCCUGCCGGGCUACAACUCCAUUCACCAGCGGGCCAGUAUGAAAGCAGCUGUCACCCUAACUAUUCUCCUGGGCAUCUUCAUCGUAUGCUGGGCUCCAUUCUUUCUCCACCUCAUCCUCAUGAUCUCCUGUCCUAGAAACCUCUACUGUAUGUGCUUCAUGUCUCAUUUCAACAUGUACCUCAUCCUCAUUAUGUGCAACUCCGUCAUCGACCCGCUUAUUUACGCUUUUAGAAGCCAAGAGAUGCGGAAAACCCUUAAGGAGAUUAUCUGCUGCUAUAGCCUGAGGAAUGCAUUUGGGAUGUCAAGGUAACAUCAAACCGGAGGUAAAAUAAGUGAUGGAUUAUCACAGCACUAAUGGACCUUUUGAAGAAUUCCAACUACUGGCUGAUCUAGAUUAUUGUCUAGACACCACUCUUCAGAAAUGACACUCUUAAUGCAAAAUGCGGAUCAAAACAAAAGGUAUUAAUCAAAAUAAAACCUUUAUUUUGCACUUUAUUCUACAGUAUGUGCACAACGGUGUACUUGCCCAACACAUGCACUUAUGGGUUAGGUUCAGGGUUGGUAUCAUAGUAAUUACAAAGUUACAUAGUAUGUACAUAUAGCUACAAAAGAUGUAAUAAGUCAUGUUUAAUAAGACUAUUGUCUAUAUUAAAGGAAUAUUCAAUUUUCUUAAAAGAAAAAUCCAGAUAAUUUACUCACCACC
Molecule: messenger RNA, 1965 nt
Organism: Misgurnus anguillicaudatus (oriental weatherfish)
Lineage: Eukaryota; Metazoa; Chordata; Actinopteri; Cypriniformes; Cobitidae
Gene: mc5ra
Product: melanocortin 5a receptor
Biological process (GO): G protein-coupled receptor signaling pathway
Cellular component (GO): membrane
Molecular function (GO): melanocortin receptor activity
Source: RefSeq, a predicted model, not a curated record